CUCAGAUUUACAUAAAACCUAGUUUCGAGUCAUGACUCUACCGUACCCCAGUGAUGCAUCAGGCUUUACUUGUUCCCGAAGUCCUCCUGGAGAUAUUCGCCUAUUUGAGUAUCAUAUCAUAUACUCAAACAACAUCGACCCAGAAAUUGCUUGCAGCGCUCGCAAGGACAUGCAAAAUCUUCCACGAGCCUGCGAUGUAUUUGCUGUGGACUGAAAUCCAUGGGUUAGAACCACUGCUAGGCUGUGUAACAAGGUUACAUCCAUUGAUAUAUCAUAGUGGUACAUGGUGGGACGACUCGGACGAGCCCUGGACGAAAGGUGUUGAGCCAUUAUCUGCCCAUGAGGCCCAUCAAUUUCUGCGUCACUCCUCCCGUAUACGCACAUUGAACAUAAAAUCUGAACAUCCGCAUCUUCUCUCUGUCAUCCCCGCCGAGGCAUGCGUAUUUCCGAGGCUGAAGUCAUUAAGUCUUUCCACCACAUAUUUGAACCUCUUUCUGCCUCACAUGCUGCACCGAUGUCAUCUAUUGAGCGUCGACGAGGGUCUGCAAUCUUUUGUGACACGUUGCAUUGCUUUGGAGCAUUUAUGCAUCUACACUCCUCACGAUGUUCACGGCACAGCAAAUGAGCUGAUAUCCGAUAGGAUUCAUUGGUGCACGCGGGUUGUAACUCUUUCUUGUCCAAUACUCGACUGAGCAACAUGGAAGCGCCUCUCCUCCCUCCCUACUCUUCUCAAAUUGAACAUUGAUCAAGGAUAUAAUGACCUUCCUUCGCUGUCACAACGAGAUAUCGUGAAUUUAUCAUUCCUUAACAUCACAAGUCUUUCCUUUCGACAGCUGUAUGACGCUGCAGACAUCAUCACAGUCAUACAACAUUCGCAAUUUCCCUCGAUGAAAGAGUUCGAGUUUGAAGCCCAAUUUCUG
This is a messenger RNA of Suillus discolor, 920 nucleotides long. RefSeq lists its product as uncharacterized. The record is from RefSeq and is a predicted model, not a curated record. Bases 54 to 692 code for a protein of 212 amino acids. The transcript is spliced from 2 exons. Gene Ontology annotation, molecular function: protein binding. Lineage: Eukaryota; Fungi; Basidiomycota; Agaricomycetes; Boletales; Suillaceae.